Messenger RNA from Balaenoptera ricei (Rice's whale), 1010 nucleotides. RefSeq names its product ubiquitin conjugating enzyme E2 M (gene UBE2M). Lineage: Eukaryota; Metazoa; Chordata; Mammalia; Artiodactyla; Balaenopteridae. The record is from RefSeq and is a predicted model, not a curated record. Bases 89 to 640 code for a protein of 183 amino acids. The transcript is spliced from 6 exons.
UGGCGGAGGCGGCAAGGGCGGCGGCGGCGGGGGGCCGGGUGGCCGGGGUCCCGGGCCCCGCAGGGGCGGCAGCGGCGGCGGCGGCAGGAUGAUCAAGCUGUUCUCGCUGAAGCAGCAGAAGAAGGAGGAGGAGUCGGCGGGCGGCACCAAGGGCAGCAGCAAGAAGGCAUCGGCGGCGCAGCUGCGGAUCCAGAAGGACAUAAACGAGCUGAAUCUGCCCAAGACGUGUGACAUCAGCUUCUCAGAUCCAGACGACCUCCUCAACUUCAAGCUGGUUAUCUGUCCUGAUGAGGGCUUCUACAAGAGCGGGAAGUUUGUGUUCAGUUUUAAGGUGGGCCAGGGUUACCCGCAUGACCCCCCCAAGGUGAAGUGUGAGACGAUGGUUUAUCACCCCAACAUUGACCUCGAGGGCAACGUCUGCCUCAACAUCCUCAGAGAGGACUGGAAGCCAGUCCUUACGAUAAACUCCAUAAUUUAUGGCCUGCAGUAUCUCUUCUUGGAGCCCAACCCUGAAGACCCACUGAACAAGGAAGCCGCCGAGGUCCUGCAGAACAACCGGAGGCUGUUUGAGCAGAACGUGCAGCGCUCCAUGCGGGGUGGCUAUAUCGGCUCCACCUACUUCGAGCGCUGCCUGAAAUAGGGUCGGCGCAUACCCACCCCUGCCAGGGCCACCAGCCCCGGCGUCCCCUGCAAAUAUUUAUUGGGGGCCACAGGUGGGGGGGGCAUGGGGCAGCCGGUGGGGGAAUCCCAUGCCCUGACCUGCCACCCCUCCCUGCCACCCGCUCCUAGUUGUUUUUUUUUUAAACCACCAUGUGAUUGAGGUCGGCGCUGCCUCCCCCGACCUGCUCAGCGAUGGGAAAUGAAUUGGCUUGUCUAGCCCCACGCUGGGUGCUAUCCAGCCCCCCUAAUCUGGGCUCUGGGGUGGGAGGCCAAGGGUGGCUGGGCACCCGGCACCCCACCCCUGCACCACUGGAGGUCCCGCCAGGCUAUUAAAGGGGAAUGUUACUGCA